GUACUGACGUCACGCAGGACGCUACUGCCCUGUCGCCCCGCCUGUGCAGCCCAGGACCUGGGCGCGGUAGCUGGGGCUGGCUUUUGAGGGGGCGCGGGCGGCCUUCUGACUGGGUCGGAGGCCUGCGGGCCCGAAGCCUCUGUCCCUCCUGUUCUUGUCCGGCGCUGCUUAGCCCCUCCCCGUAGUCAUCAUGGAUCUGAUUUUAAACCGAAUGGAUUAUCUACAGGUGGGAGUAACAUCUCAGAAGACUAUGAAGCUAAUUCCUGCCUCAAGACACAGAGCUACACAAAAGGUGGUUAUUGGAGAUCACGAUGGGGUAGUUACGUGCUUUGGCAUGAAGAAAGGAGAAGCAGCAGCAGUGUUCAAGACUUUACCGGGGCCAAAGAUUGCAAGGCUGGAACUGGGAGGGGUUCUCAACACACCUCAGGAGAAAAUUUUUAUUGCUGCAGCAUCUGAGAUUAGAGGCUUCACAAAAAGAGGAAAACAGUUCUUCUCUUUUGAAACAAACCUCACUGAAAGCAUUAAAGCUAUGCACAUAUCUGGCUCAGACCUCUUUCUCAGUGCAAGUUACAUCUAUAACCAUUAUUGUGACUGCAAAGACCAACAUUAUUACCUUUCUGGGGAUAAAAUCAAUGAUGUCAUCUGCCUUCCAGUGGAAAGAUUAUCUCGUAUCACACCUGUGUUGGCCUGCCAGGACAGAGUGCUCAGAGUUUUACAGGGAUCUGACGUGAUGUAUGAAAUUGAAGUUCCUGGACCCCCUACUGUCUUAGCACUACACAAUGGAAAUGGCGGUGACUCUGGAGAAGACCUUUUGUUUGGGACAUCAGAUGGAAAACUUGCGCUUUUUCAGAUUACUACAUCCAAACCAGUACACAAGUGGGAAAUUCAAAAUGAGAAAAAGAGAGGAGGUAUUUUGUGUAUUGACAGCUUUGACAUUGUGGGUGAUGGGGUUAAAGAUUUACUUGUUGGGAGAGAUGACGGAAUGGUGGAAGUGUAUAGUUUUGAUAAUGCAAAUGAACCUGUUCUACGAUUUGAUCAGAUGUUGUCUGAAAGUGUCACAUCUAUCCAGGGUGGUUGUGUAGGAAAAGACAGCUAUGAUGAAAUCGUGGUGUCCACAUAUUCAGGCUGGGUUACAGGUCUGACAACAGAGCCCAUUCAUAAGGAAAGUGGACCAGGAGAAGAACUAAAAAUUAAUCAGGAGAUGCAGAAUAAAAUUUCUUCCUUACGGAAUGAGUUGGAACAUCUGCAGUAUAAGGUAUUGCAGGAAAGAGAGAAUUAUCAACAGUCUUCUCAAUCAAGCAAAGCAAAAUCAGCAGUACCUUCCUUUGGUAUAAACGAUAAAUUUACACUAAAUAAAGAUGAUGCCAGUUACAGCCUUAUCUUAGAGGUACAGACUGCAAUAGAUAAUGUCUUAAUACAGAGUGAUGUUCCAAUAGAUUUACUUGAUGUGGAUAAAAAUUCUGCUGUUGUUAGCUUUAGCAGCUGUGAUUCUGAGGCAAAUGACAACUUUCUUCUUGCUACUUAUCGGUGCCAGGCAAAUACUACAAGGCUGGAACUCAAGAUUCGCUCAAUUGAAGGCCAGUAUGGCACACUACAAGCAUAUGUGACUCCAAGAAUUCAACCCAAAACCUGUCAGGUCCGCCAGUACCACAUCAAACCUCUUUCACUCCAUCAAAGAACUCACUUUAUUGAUCAUGACAGACCCAUGAAUACACUGACUCUAACAGGCCAGUUCAGUUUUGCUGAAGUUCACUCCUGGGUGGUUUUUUGUCUGCCUGAAGUUCCAGAAAAACCUCCAGCAGGGGAAUGUGUGACAUUUUACUUUCAGAACACCUUUCUAGAUACACAACUUGAAAGUACCUACAGAAAAGGAGAGGGAGUUUUUAAAUCUGACAACAUUUCUACUAUCUCCAUCCUAAAAGAUGUGCUUUCUAAAGAAGCUACAAAAAGGAAAAUUAACCUCAACAUAUCAUACGAGAUAAAUGAAGUAUCAGUCAAACACACUUUAAAGCUAAUCCACCCAAAGCUGGAGUACCAGUUGCUUUUGGCUAAGAAAGUGCAGUUAAUUGAUGCUUUAAAAGAAUUGCAGAUUCAUGAGGGAAAUACGAACUUUCUGAUACCAGAAUAUCACUGUAUUCUAGAAGAGGCAGAUCACCUACAGGAAGAAUACAAAAAGCAACCUGCACAUCUUGAAAGACUCUAUGAGUCUCUCUUGGUCUCCCGGGCUGCCGUCAGUGGCACGAUCUCGGCCCACUGCAACCUCUGCCCCCUGGGUUCAAGCAAUUCUCCUGCCUCAGCCUCCUGUGUAGCUGGGAUUACAGGCAUGAUCACUGAUCUUUUCAUAGAUAAAUUUAAGUUUAAAGGCACCAAUGUAAAAACUAAAGUACCCCUUCUAUUGGAAAUUCUGGACAGUUAUGACCAAAAUGCAUUGAUUUCAUUCUUCGAUGCAGCAUGAAAUACAAAUAAGGUAAAGUCCCAAAGAAGUGGUCUGUUUAAAUGAAAAAUGUUAAAAGUGAAUUAGAAGUUAACUGUGUGUGUACUUUAAUUUCAAAUGCUUUUUUAUAUCUAAAAAUAUUUGAGAUAUAAUGGCUUUUUAAAGUAAUGCUUCUAUUUCUUUUGACAAAUUGAACUUUCUAAAAGUCUUUUUAUUUUUAAAACACAAGUAGAAUGAUUUAAAUAGGAUUUUAAUGAAUUUUUGGCAAGUGGCUGUUUUAAUUUUUAAAUUGAGAAGUAAUAUGUGGAAAAUUAAAAUAUAUUCAAAUGUAUUACAAGGUACAUAAACAAAUACGUAAACUGCUUUAUAGGUUUCAAAAUGUAUUUUUAUAUAUUACCUUAUUUGAUCUUCACAACUGUUGUAUAAGUUUGUCAAAUCAUAUAAGAAAACUGAUUCUCAGUGAAAUUUUGUGAUUAAGAGGACAUGCUAAUAUUUUGUAAAGCUGGGACCAGAACCCAAAUACUGGUACUUGCUUUGUGUCCUGGUUACUAUGUAUGUUGCCAGCUAGUGGAAAUAACCUACCAAUUAUUUUUUCUAGGAGAUAGGAUUGAUUUCCAACUGAUUUUCCUUUUGCUUGGUAGUGUUUUAUGACUCUGCUGCAGUUUGUGGAAAUGCUGGACUUGGCUCAGUGCUAUAAAUUGUAGCCAGGGAAAUAAGAUGAGCUUACACAGAGUGGGGGGAUCUUAAUUAGACAUGCUGUAACCAGUGGAGCUAUUCAAGCGUGCUUCAAGUGAAGAGUGCAGAAAUAGUGAUGCCAUCUUAGAUUUUCCUACACUAGAAUCUUCUAGAUCUCUUUUUAUCAUAUAUGACAUUAAGGCUACAGAAGUUUUGUACAUUAAUCUUAAUUCAUAUUUAUUAAUUUCAAGGGAAUAUUGAAAGGUUUUAAAAUGGCAUACAGAUAAUGGAAAAUAAGCUUUAUGUUUCAAGAAGGGCAGGCUGACGAAUUUUUUAGAAAACAGUGCUUCUUAAUAUGCUAUUAUACUUAUUAGCUAUGUGCAAGCUUUGUAUAUUCUUAUAUUUAUUUAUUUUAUUUUUAUUUUUAUUUUUAUUUUUUUUGAGACGGAGUCUUGCUCUCUCCCCCAGGCUGGAGUGCAGUGGCGCGAUCUCGGCUCACUGCAAGCUCUGCCUCCCGGGUUCACGCCAUUCUCCUGCCUCAGCCUCCCGAGUAGCUGGGACUACAGGCACCCGCCACCACGCCCGGCUAAUUUUUUGUAUUUUUUUUAGUAGCGACGGGGUUUCACCGUGUUAGCCAGGAUGGUCUCGAUCUCCUGACCUUGUGAUCCACCUGCCUCGGCCUCCCAAAGUGCUGGGAUUACAGGCUUGAGCCACCGUGCCCGGCCAUAUUCUUAUAUUUAUAUAUAAAUAUAAAAAUUUGUUAAAGGCACAUAUAGUUAAGAGUUUUAUUUUAAUAAGGUCAUAUUGUUUUUACUAUAUUUAAAGAAACUACUUCUGAAAGGAACAUAAUUAUAUCUAGGUCACUAGAACGUCACUGUGUUUUUUUUGUUGGUUGCCACAGCUUGGGGAAAAAUAGAAAAACAUUAAUGACUCUAUUUGAAUAUUUUGUAAUGCAUUGCUAUUUAUUAUAUAUAUCAACAGUAGUUCAAGGUGCCAUCUUAAAUUAAUUGUAUCUUCAUUAGGAAAAAUAAAAAGCAUAAAACACAAUUUCUGGUUACUAUGAAUAAACGCCUAAAUGUUAAGAUGACA
This is a messenger RNA of Symphalangus syndactylus (siamang), 4198 nucleotides long. It is a transcript of the gene BBS7, whose product is annotated as Bardet-Biedl syndrome 7. Gene Ontology annotation, molecular function: protein binding. Gene Ontology annotation, biological process: intracellular transport; intracellular protein localization; non-motile cilium assembly. Gene Ontology annotation, cellular component: axoneme; BBSome; neuron projection. The record is from RefSeq and is a predicted model, not a curated record. NCBI's taxonomy places the organism in Eukaryota, Metazoa, Chordata, Mammalia, Primates, Hylobatidae.